This is a messenger RNA of Lodderomyces margitis, 495 nucleotides long. RefSeq names its product mitochondrial 54S ribosomal protein bL31m (gene MRPL36). The transcript has a single exon. NCBI's taxonomy places the organism in Eukaryota, Fungi, Ascomycota, Pichiomycetes, Serinales, Debaryomycetaceae. Gene Ontology annotation, cellular component: mitochondrial large ribosomal subunit. Gene Ontology annotation, molecular function: structural constituent of ribosome. Gene Ontology annotation, biological process: mitochondrial translation. Bases 1 to 495 code for a protein of 164 amino acids. The record is from RefSeq and is a predicted model, not a curated record.
AUGGUUGGUGAAGUCAAUCUAUCCUCGCGAAGAGUUAUGCGCAAGAUUAAAUUAGGUAAAGCUCGUCCAGCAAUAAUGUACCAAUUCGACACACUAGUAGAACUUAGUGAUGGGUCUGUGAUAAAGCGCCGAUCCCAAGCCCCCAAGGAUGAAAUUCGAAUGAUUAAUGAUCAAAGAAACAGUUUGAGAUGGAAUCCACAUAGGGCAGAUUUAGAUACUUCCGACUUGACAGCCACUGGUAAAAUUGGUAAAUUUAGAAGCAAGUAUGCUGGAUUCAGUGGUGAGGAAGACAAGCUCGAGGAGAAGGAAGCAGAGGACGAAAAUGUGGAAAAGGAGUUGUCGUUGGAGGAAGAAGAAGCAUUGAAGGCUAAAGAAAAAGAGUUGAACAAGGCAAGAGAUCAAGAAUUGUUUGAUUUGAUGGGUGAAAAUGCCGAGGAAAUUGUUGGUGGUGGUAAAUUGUACGAUAGAAAGGCUGAUAAAAAGAGAUUCAAGUAA